Molecule: messenger RNA, 1173 nt
Organism: Durio zibethinus
Lineage: Eukaryota; Viridiplantae; Streptophyta; Magnoliopsida; Malvales; Malvaceae
Molecular function (GO): protein binding
Source: RefSeq, a predicted model, not a curated record
UUUUUGUUUAACUCAUGUUUUGGGAAAAUAGAGGCCCAGCGCAAACAAGGUUCAACAUCUCCCGCCCACCAUCACAACACAACUGGGAAAAACGCAAAACCCAGGGAUUAUAAGUGAAGGCAAGUCCAAUUCCAGGAAGAACAUGGAGAGCUCCAGUGCCACUCAACGCCUGCCACUCUCCGAGGUUGUCUCCGAUUGCGUCAAGCGUUGGUUCAAAGACACUCUCAAGGAAGCCAAAGCUGGGGAUGUCAACAUGCAGGUUCUGACUGCUCAAAUGUAUUAUAGCGGUUAUGGGGUUCCCCGAGAUGCGCAAAAGGGAAGAAUUUGGAUGACAAGGGCAUCGAGGAUGAGGUCUUCGGUCUGGAAAGUCAGCGAUAAGCAUCCAGGUUAUAAUGCAAGUGAUUCAGAUUCAGAUGAAAUGAAGGGUGAUUCUUGAGAUAGCACACUUGGUCUCUGCAUUUCCAACAUUAGAACUGGUCUACAUGGUUCUCACGACCAUUUUGACUCAUUGAAUGUGCCUGUAACGAUCUGUUUUGUAUUUGCAUUUUUCAUAGCUAAGUUUUUUUUUUUAAUUCUUUUUUCUUUUCCUUUCACCAGAUACAUAUGGUAUCGGUUUAUUAUCAUGUGAUAAUUUGUUAAGGUUGUCUUUACUAUGGUUUGAGUUUUCAUGAAAUGAUUAAUUUUGGCAAAAUGAUCCUUUCUUGCCAUAUGAUUAAUUCUUAUCUUGUCAUGAAGAUUUAAUUGUUCAAUCAACAAAUAUAAUCAAGUAUUGUCAUGCAAACAAAGUAGCCCUUAAACUAUAAUUAGUUGUAUGCUAUCAUUUUAAAAUCGUGACUUUUGUUUUCAUAGACAUUGCAAAUUGCUUGGCAUUUCAUUAACAUUCGUACCUUGGAUUAUACAUUUACCUUAAUGGCCACAAUUCUAUUAAAGAUACUCGUAAGUUAAGAAUAAAAAUUAAUACAUGAGGAGGUGAUUUUGUGCAUGUUUAACUGGCAAGAAUCCAACCAUAUUAGGUUGCCCAACUCCCAUUCAUGUUAGGUUGAUCUCGCUUUAGUAGGUGUUUUCUUUUUGUCUAAAACGUUGAGCAUUGCGAGGCAGCGAAAGAAGUGGGUUAUCUGCCUAUGCCUCUCCUCAUCUGAUCAAUACAUUAUACAUGGCACAUGCUGCAAGGAA